UCAAAGAAUGGCUGCACCAACGCCACGCCCCUCUGCCAACCGAGGCCUCCGCGCGGCCGCCACCGUAGAGCCACGCCGCUGCGUGGUACGCGAUGGCAGCCCCAGUGCUGUCCUCGCAGAGCACCAUGCUCGAGGGGUCGCAUCCUGGCGCACGGGCUCGCGCAUCGGGUGCGGAAUGGGGUCGGGGUUGGGAUGGGCCGCGAUCAUGUCAGCGAUGGUGCAGAGGAUCCAGGGAUCGUCGGCGGCGGCGGCGGCGGCGGCGGGGGCUAGGUGGGAGUCGUUGAGGAGGGCGGCCCAUGCGGGCACAACGAUUGCGGCUCCUCCUUCUUCGUCGCGAUCGCCCGCCGCAUCUCCUCCCUCGCUGGCGACGACGAUGACCACUCCGGCAAGUAGAAGAGGAAGAGGAAGAGAAAGAGAGGAUCUCAAUCCUAAUACUGUUCUUAGCAAAGUCCUCUCUCUCUCUCUCUCUCUCUCUCUCGUCUUCCUUUUACCGCGAUCGCAGGGAUCUCCUCUUCUCCUCCUCCUCCACCACCACCACUGCCGACGCCGCGACCUCCUCCUCUUCCUCUACACGGUGAUGGACGGCGGCGGCGGCGGCGGCGGCGGAGGGCCGGCGCCGUUCCUGAUAAAGACGUACGAGAUGGUGGACGACGCGGCCACGGACGACAUCGUGUCGUGGAGCCCCACGGAGACGAGCUUCGUGGUGUGGAACCCCCCCGAAUUCGCCGCGCGCCUCCUCCCCACCUACUUCAAGCACAACAACUUCUCCAGCUUCAUACGACAGCUCAACACCUACGGUUUCCAUAAGAUCGAUCCGGAGCGGUGGGAAUUCGCCAAUGACUAUUUCAUCAAGGGGCAGAAGCACCAGCUCAAGAACAUCCACCGGCGCAAGCCGAUCCACAGCCAUAGUCACCCGCCGGGCUCGUUAGCCGAUUCGGAGAGAGCCGCCCUGGAAGAGGAGAUCGAACGGCUCACGAGGGAGAAGGCGAGCCUUCACAACGAUCUAUGGCGGUUCAAGCAGCAGCAGUCGGGGGCCAAGAUCCAGAUCGAAGAUCUCGACCGCCGGCUGCUUGAUAUGGAGCAGCGCCAGCUCAAACUGAUUGCUUUUGUUCAGAGGGCCAUGAGAAACCCUAAAUUUAGGGAUAACCUCAUCAAGAUGGCGGGCGCCUCUUUGUUAGCGGAUUCUGUGGAUGCUAUUCAUAAGAAGAGGAGGUUGCCAGGCGUUGAGGUCACGGAAAAUAGUAGUUUCUACGAUGAUCAUAGUAGCACUUCCAAACCUGAUGCAAAUAACCUAUUUCAACAGGACUUUUGUGAUAAGCUUCAGUUGGGGCUAUGCUCAGCUAUGACGGUUGCUAGUACUCAGUGCUCGGAUGACGACAAUGUGAGUAAGAAUCCAGAAUGCGGGAGAGCUGUGGAGUGCCUUUCUGAUACUGGCGCAUCUUUCUGUUCAUCUAAGAAUGUCUUAGUGCCAAGGCAAAUUGAUGAAGGGCUCUUUCCUUGCCACUUGAAUCUCACUCUCGCAUCAUCUUCGAUGCAAAUUGAUAGGAAUCAGUAUUCCAAUAGAACUCAGAGCACAGAAGAGCAGGAGCCUGGAAAUUCGACCGAAUUGAAUUUGGCAAGCACGAGUCGGGACGAUGGUCUAAGGAAACUUGUUGGAAAUAGCUCAAGUACUGGUGGGGAUUCUCAUGCAAAUGUUACUUCUUUGAAAGAGGGUGCACCGGUUAGUAACGAAUUACCCGCUGCUCAGCCGGCAAGAGUGAACGAUGUUUUCUGGGAGCAGUUCCUAACUGAAAGGCCGGGUUCUUCAGACACCGAAGAAGCCAGCUCUAGCUUGCGGGCUAAUCCUUCGGGCGAGCAUCAAGAAGAUCGGAAGCAGGGUAGUGAAGAUAUGAAGUAAAUAUGAUACUAUACGGAGCGAAACGGCAUCUGAGUUUCUCAUACAUUGGAUUUGGCACAGUCAGUUUCACGUAAGCUCUUAGAACAAAAAACCGUAUGUCCUUUUUGAAUGUGUUAUAAUGCUCCAUUUAAUAUGUGUAAACAUGGUGUAGUGUUAUAGUCAUUGUACAUAAACUUAACAGCACUGAGAUGCUAUGUAGAAGAUGCUUCAGUUCAUGUUUAUCAAACUAAAAGGUGUAUAAGAAACAAUAAUUGUUAGCCAUUCUUUACUGUGCAGAUGAUGAUAAAGCAUAUGUUGCUCAUGUUUUACAACUAUCAGCUAAAUCAAGUCACCAAAAUACUGCAGAAUAAAAUGGUGCUCAUUGAACCUGA
This is a messenger RNA of Ananas comosus (pineapple), 2268 nucleotides long. RefSeq names its product heat stress transcription factor A-5. Gene Ontology annotation, molecular function: RNA polymerase II cis-regulatory region sequence-specific DNA binding; DNA-binding transcription factor activity. The record is from RefSeq and is a predicted model, not a curated record. Bases 8 to 1897 code for a protein of 629 amino acids. Gene Ontology annotation, cellular component: nucleus. Lineage: Eukaryota; Viridiplantae; Streptophyta; Magnoliopsida; Poales; Bromeliaceae. Gene Ontology annotation, biological process: regulation of transcription by RNA polymerase II. The transcript has 3 exons.